AUGAGAUGCUUUAGGAAACUGCUUAGCAUCUCAUACAGAGAUCACAUCACUAACGAUGCAGUCAGAGACAGAAUCAGGCAAGCCAUUGGGCCCUAUGAUAUCUUAACCACAGUAAAGAAACGCAAGUUAAAGUGGUUUGAGCAUGUAUCAAGAUCAUCGGGCUUGCCAAGACAAUUUUACAAGGAACAGUGCAAGGAGGAAGAAGAAGGGGCCGACAAAAGAAGCGUUGGACAGGGUUGAAGUUUUGCAACGCUGUAAGGGAAGCUGAAAACAAAAUCAAAUGGAGGGAGAGGGUUGCUAUGUCCGUGGCGCCCCAACGGUCAUUGACUACGGAAUAG
Messenger RNA from Porites evermanni, 338 nucleotides. The record is from the annotation of a GenBank genome assembly. Lineage: Eukaryota; Metazoa; Cnidaria; Anthozoa; Scleractinia; Poritidae.